This is a messenger RNA of Synchiropus splendidus (mandarinfish), 3710 nucleotides long. It is a transcript of the gene cdh6, whose product is annotated as cadherin 6. Lineage: Eukaryota; Metazoa; Chordata; Actinopteri; Syngnathiformes; Callionymidae. Gene Ontology annotation, biological process: cell-cell junction assembly; cell morphogenesis; calcium-dependent cell-cell adhesion. Gene Ontology annotation, molecular function: cadherin binding; calcium ion binding. The record is from RefSeq and is a predicted model, not a curated record. The transcript has 12 exons. Gene Ontology annotation, cellular component: plasma membrane; catenin complex; adherens junction. The coding region runs from base 222 to 2639 and encodes 805 amino acids.
AGAGAGAGAAGGAGCGGCGGACUCUGCACUCUUCACUCCGUCUCCGUCGGAUUCAGUGGCGCGGUCGCUCCGGUUCAAGCUCCAUCCUCGGCGCUCAGCGCAUCUGCUCCGAGCAUCUCAACUGGAAGGACUAUGACUGAUAUACCCAGCUCAGAAUUCACUGGAACCCUGGGGGCAAGAUAGAAGAACAGAAACCUCAGCACAGUCACAUCUUCACAAACAUGAGGACUAUUUUUCUGGGGGUUCUCGUGCUAUGCCUGGCUCUUUACCUGGAUGCUUUAGCUUUGAUCGGUCAACAAGCAGAACCCAGAAGUGCAAAAGGAACUGCUGCAGAGAACAGGGGACCACGGCUCAAGAGAGUGAGGCGGGGUUGGAUGUGGAAUCAGUUUUUCCUGCAAGAGGAAUACACCGGGAGUGACUACCAGUACAUUGGCAAGCUCCAGUCAGACCAGGACCACGGGAACGGCGUGGUGAAGUAUGUUCUCUCUGGCGAAGGGGCUGGCACGAUCUUCGUCAUCGAUGAGAACAAUGGGGACCUGCAUGCUACUCGGCGACUGGACCGAGAGGAGAAGGCGUUUUACAUCCUGAAAGCCACAGUCGUCAAUAAACGGACUGGCCAAAAACUGGAGCCCGAAACUGAGUUCACUGUGAAAUUGCAUGACAUCAACGACAACGAGCCAACGUUCAGCAAGGAGGUUUACAUCGGCAGUGUGCCAGAGAGGUCCGACAUUGGCACUUCAGUCAUCCAGGUGACAGCAACAGACGCUGAUGACAGCAUGUAUGGCAGCAGUGCUAAACUGGUCUACAGCAUCAGCCAAGGACAUCCAUACUUCUCCGUGGACCCAAAUACCGGUGUAAUCCGGACGGCCCUGGGUCCCGGUGAUAUGGAUCGAGAGCAGAGGGAACACUACCUGGUUGUGAUCGAGGCUAAAGACAUGGCUGGCCAGAGAGGAGGACUCACCGGGACCACCAUGGUUAACAUUAGCCUCACUGAUGUCAACGACAACCCGCCCCGCUUCACUCACAGUAUUUACCCGUUCAGUGCCCCGGAAUCAUAUAAGCCUGGGACCCCUGUCGGCAGAGUUAAAGCCACUGACCGAGACAUCGGGAAGAAUGCAGAAAUGCAUUACUCUAUCAUCGGUGGAGACGGCAUGGACAUGUUCAACAUCUCUGCGGACAAAGACACACAGGAGGGAGUCAUUGUUGUCAGCAAGCCCUUGGAUUAUGAGAGGAAGCAGUCGUACACGUUGGAGAUCCAGGUCCAGAACACGCAGUUAGACCCUCGGUUUAUGCCGUUGGGUUCUAAAGACAUGGCCACAGUUCGAAUCAGCGUGGAGGAUGUGGACGAGCCCCCGCUUUUUAACAAGGGACAUUACGUGAUGGAGGUGAAAGAAGAUGCUGCAGUGGGCGUGGCCUUGGGAUCUGUCAGCGCCAUCGACCCCGAUAGAGCGCGGAGCCCAGUGAAAUACUCGAUCGAUCGGCGCACUGACAUGGACCGCCUGUUCAAUGUCCACCCGGGCAAUGGAUCCGUCUUCCUACUCAGAAGCCUGGACAGAGAAGACACAGCCUGGCAUAACAUUUCAAUCAUUGCCACCGAGUUCAAUAACCCACGUCAGAGCAGCCAUGUUCCGGUCCACAUCCGAGUGCUGGAUAUUAACGACAACGCGCCCACCUUUGCAACAACAUAUGAAACGUUUGUCUGCGAGAGAACCAAGACUGGCCAGAUAAUCCAGACGGUGAGUGCUGUCGAUGCAGAUGAGCCAUCAAUGGGACACAAGUUUUUCUUCAGCCUGGCUCCCGAGGGAACAUACAAGAGCAACUUCACGGUGCGCGACAAUGGAGAUAACACGGCUGGGAUCCUGACCCGACGAGCCAGCUACAGCCGUCUCCACCAAAGCGUCUAUCUGGUUCCUGUCGUGAUCACUGAUGGUGAAUACCCCAUGCAGAGCAGCACCGGGACUCUGACUGUGCGGGUUUGCACCUGCGACCGUGAGGGCAACAUGGAGCUGUGCAGUGCAGAAGCACUCAGCAGUUCCCCAGGACUCAGCACCGGAGCUCUCAUCGCGAUCUUGCUGUGUGCCAUCAUCCUUCUCAUGAUCGUGGUUCUAUUCACUGCGCUGAAGCGUCAAAGAAAGCAGGAGCCGCUGAUCAUCUCCAAGGAGGAUGUGCGGGACAACGUCGUCAGUUACAACGACGAAGGUGGUGGAGAGGAGGACACGCAGGCCUUCGACAUCGGAGCGCUGCGUCACCCGGACGCUGCUGCUGCCCUGGAGGAGGUGUCCAACCAGCGGCGUGACAUCAUUCCCACUGACACACUGCUGUACCCUGCUCACUGCCGGGCCCCGACCGCCGCCAGCCUCAUCAUGACACCGGUCAGUGUUUCAUCCAGGGACAACCAAGACGUCCGAGAGUUUAUCAACCAGAGGGUUUUGGAUAAUGACUGUAACCCUACAGCGCCACCUUAUGACUCACUAGCCACCUAUGCCUAUGAAGGCUCUGGAUCUGUGGCAGAGUCUCUGAGUUCACUGGGUUCUGUGUCAUCGGAGGCAGAGCAGGACUACCACUACCUGAGCGACUGGGGACCUCGCUUCAGGAAACUGGCGGAUCUAUACGGCGCAGAAGACAGUGACUUCUGCUAACAACACAGGCUUGUGUUUUACACAGCCUCGUGUCUUUGACGAAGCACGGAACACAUGGACAAAGACACGUGGCAGGGGACACUCCAAACUUUUCUUUAAGGAGCCCAGCAUUUCAGUCUUGAACUUGAAUUUCGUUGUCGUGGGUUCACGAGUUUUGGCGGUUCCUCUGGCAGAACCUCCUCAGACAGUCUGAGACUUGAAUCACUGCUUGAUUGAGCAUUUCACUGCUGCAGUGCUGCGGGGGCUUCGACUCUGUCUGACCAAGUGCCCUUGAGCUGCCCUUCAAGCUGGACUGUGGACACAAGAGAUUUGAGGGGACAGUGUGUUUAUAAUUUUUUUUUAUUAUUCUUAUUUGCUGUCUUGUACAAAGUGACCAUUCCAGAGGGUCCGAACUGAGGAACCACCACUUGACUUCAUCACCUUCUGGAUAAAGAGAGAAAAGAGCACAAGUCACAUGCACUGAUCAUCAAGUUUACUCCUGUUUCCAUUGCGUCAGUGUCAUAUAUGCGAAGGGUUCGCUAUUACUUUCAUGACCACCAUUUCAGUGUCAGAAAAUGUGUUUAAAUUAUUGCUGAAAAUUGCCGCACCAAUAUCGCCACGAUCAUAUUUGGCUCCGUCUCCAUUUUUGCUUUACGCUAUAGUGACAGUCUGCCCUGAAUGUUGCCUCCAUGCUAUAUUUGUACAAGUGUUCUAAUUUCUUACGUUUAUUCAGUGUGCGACAUAUUUGAAUAAACACAAACUGGAUGUCAGUGUGUUUACUGUUCUGCAGCCAAUCACAACAGUCCACCUCAGUGCCCUAAACCACCAACAUGAAUAUCCAGGUUAAGAACUUGAACUCCACCAACUCUUGCUCCUGGUUCGUCGCUCGGACGUGUGGAAUUUGUGUUCGCCGCUGCUGCAGUGACUUGUUGUUUGGUGGCUGUGGAUCUCUAAAGGCUCCGUAAUGAACCAUCAGUUUUAUUUGAUUCUGUGAUUCUUUGUACCAAAUAUUCAAAGAUAAUGUGAUGACAAUAUUUUGCUGCUUCACUUUGUUCCUAAUGUCAUUUUUGAAGGAGUGAAGCUGAACAUCUG